This is a messenger RNA of Purpureocillium takamizusanense, 3127 nucleotides long. RefSeq lists its product as uncharacterized. Gene Ontology annotation, cellular component: membrane. The record is from RefSeq and is a predicted model, not a curated record. Gene Ontology annotation, molecular function: metal ion transmembrane transporter activity; protein binding. The coding region runs from base 170 to 2986 and encodes 938 amino acids. Lineage: Eukaryota; Fungi; Ascomycota; Sordariomycetes; Hypocreales; Ophiocordycipitaceae. The transcript has 9 exons. Gene Ontology annotation, biological process: transmembrane transport; metal ion transport.
UACGUUAGUGCUACUAAUCCACUUGACACCACCACCAGGCAAGCAGACAUCGCCAGACCACAGGCAGCUCCGCCCACCACCGCCUCCUACGUCGUCAACAGAGUUUCGCAACGGCAUGGCCCGCACGCUACGUUGAUAAACCAAGCCGCACCCGCGAUCCGCACCCGCCAUGGACCUCGUCCCAUCCAUGCCAGGCGCCCGAGAAACGGCUCUCCUCAACGCCGCGCAGGAUGGAGAGCUGGAGCUCGUUCGGGACCUUCUUAGCGAGCAUCGCAGCCUCGUCCUCGCCAAAGAGCCCACCACUGGCCGCGCUGCCUUGCACCUCGCCGUCAUCAACGGCCAUGCCUCGGUUGUCCAGCUGCUGCUCGAAAGCGGUGCCAACGUCGAGGCUGCCGAUGGCGUUGGCUGGCCCUCCUUGGCUCUGGCGGCCACCGUAACCGCCAACCUACGGUCGCUAGCCAUUCCGAGGCUGCUGCUCGAAUACGGCGCAAACGUCGAGGCCGUCAAUGCGUCGACCCUGCAAUCCGCGCUUUAUCUCUGUGCUGAUGCCGAUGAUUUGGACCUGGCACAGCUCCUUUUGGACAAUGGUGCCCAGGUUGACUUUAGGGACAUUUAUGGAUGGACGCCCCUGCUCCGCGCCCUGGUUAUCGGCAGCGUGCCUAUGACACGAUUGCUGCUUCAGUACGGAGCCGACAAGGACGUCACGACAAACGACGGUCACACAGCAGAAGGGCUCGCCCGAAGCGGCGACAUCAUACGCAUCCUCAGGGCGACGCAACUCCUGCGCGGACCCGACAUAUCGGGUCCAGGGAAACGGCCUAUCAGACGAAGGACGCUCGCGCCGGCCGUUCGUGUCCCUCCGCAGCUCGAGGACAUAGACAAGCAAAGCGCCUGCCAUGCUUUCAAAAUCAGCGUCGUCGAGUUCUUCAUCGGCGACUCUGAGGAGCGCAUCCAUAAGACAGCGUCGGUUUACGACAUGAUAUACGGCAUCGGAGCCAACGCCAUCAUGAACUCGACGCGGCAAGGCAUCAUUGACGCCAAGCCCGCGGUGCGGUGGUAUCAUUUGCCUGCUAACAAUGCAGAAUGGGUCGAGGACCUUGCACGGCGACAUCUUGCCGAGGGCGGCUCAGCAACAGGCCUCACGGAUGUCAUGAAGUCUGAUCUGGGCAUGAGCCGUGCCCUCGGAGAUUAUCACAUUAUGCAGACAACACAAGGCUGCUUCAACCGGCCACUUUUCCACGCCACACCAGCGGACCGGGAUAACUCGACUUCACGGGUUACGGCUUUUGUUCCUUACUUGCAUUACGAGACACAAGGAGGGUUCAAGGCCAUGUCUGAAUCCAUUUCACGGAUGCUGCCGGUUCGUCGCCGCGCCAAGAAGACUGCCAAGUUUAAUCUUCCGGAGAGGGAGAGCGACCGCGACCAAGACCGUGCAGAUACGGGAGCUACCGUACCUGACACGAACCCGAGGGGAAGGAUGGGCACUUCCCAGCCACCAAACAUGGCCAUGUAUCCUGGUGCAUUGCAUGAGUUGUUGCUCAAAGGGUACUUCAAGUCGGCGGCAGGCUCUGUGCCGCCACUGCAGGCGCGCCGCACCCUUGACCAGUAUUUUUACACUCACCUAGGCAGCACCGCCAAGAGGGAUGUAGACCAGGUCGUUUUGCGAUAUACGUCAAAAUACGCCGGCGUCGAGCCCAAAAUCUUCAUGGUCGAUCAGUUGUGGCUGUGGCUGCUGGACGACGAAACCAUCAUUUCUUGUUGCCCGAUGAGGUGGGACUCCUGGACGUUAGACGUUUCUGCAACGGGCACCCACCCUACGUCGUGGGAUGACUUCAAACUGCGAGACGGCGAUCCACUCAACAUUUACCAGGCCAUUCUUCGCUAUCUACGAGACGUCAGGCGACCAUCCAUCACGAGUGCCCACGACCUGUGUUUGGUCAUCACGUCGUUCUGCCUGGGUGCGUUUGAUCCACUAGGAACCACCGAGGACUUUCACUUUUUCGAUUUCAUGGAGCGGUCUAUUGGCGAAGUCAGCGACCAAACAGCCGAAAGCCUGCGCGAGUUCCGAGAGCUGCUUGACGCGACUGCCCUGACAAAAGAAUUCCUUUCCGCCGAGGACAUUCGCAUCGAACAAGAGACAAAUCUCCUGGUAGAGAUAGAGGAUAUUCGCGAUGAGCUUGGCAUCCUGCGAUCUGUGCUGUGUGACCAGAACACGGUCAUACAGGAUCUGUUUCUCCAUCUGGAGACGGUCGCAACCAAUGACCCCAACCACACCACGAGCCAGGACUUGAGAGGGAAGCGGGUUUUGAACACCAAUCUCGCCCGUUUAGACCGCAUGGAGAGUCUCACGACCAAGGCGGUACAGUCGCUCCGAACGCUCUUGGAGUUAAAACAGCAGCAUGCCAGCUUGUCGGAGGCUCAGUCCGCCCGCAGGCAAACAGAGCAUAUGGCUAAACAGGCCAGUCUGGCCACAACAUACAACAGAAAAGUGGCCAAUCAGAUCAGCCUGGCACGGCGACAGGCUGAGGAGACGGCAAGACAAGGAAAUGUCAUCCUGCUCUUCACCGUUGUGACGGUAGUCUUUCUUCCCCUGUCAUUUAUUACCUCAUUUUUCACAGUCCCGAUUGCUGCAUUCCCCUACAACGACAAGGACAAAAUGCCGGUGGGAUUCGUCCUGGCUAUCAUUCUGUCGGUGUCGGCGGGUGUCUCCGUUCCAUUUGUACUCGUUGCCUUUAACUUGGAGAGCGUCAAGUCGUGGCCCAAGUCAGCCAUCACUUGGGUCAAGGGAGCACCUUUUGUGUCUACGUGCGUAGGUAUCAUUCUUCUGGUGACCAUUGUCGCGUUGGCGGCCACGCUCUCCCAGCCCCUGGCCCCCGCGGUCAAGGCUGGGGUCGGCGUCGGGCUCGCACUUUUGGCGAUGGGGACAAUUGUCACACUUCUAGUUUCUCGUUACGGCCGAGGACGAAGGAAAGGGUUAUACCAUUAGCGAUCACUCGUCUUCGCCCUCAACUAUCGUUUCCGCAAAGCCAUGAGACAUCUCACCACGCCUGACCCAAGCCGCAGUGUUCUGCUGUCGCGUCUCCCAUUCGCCUCUUCUCCCAGUCGGCGUAUAUCCCAUAAACUGAAG